GACACCGUGUAAGGGACGCGGCGACGGCGAUGUUCCUCCGCCGUCCUUAAGUGACGAAUCCUAUUUUGAUAAAAAGGCGCAGACCUACAAGUUCUGUAUCGGCAUUUUCUGCUUCGCGGAACGCGCGUUCCCAUCAUGCUGCGCUGCAAGAACAUUCGCUCGUGUUAUGACACAUUAACUCAGAAGAUGGACAUGUGUUGCAACCGUUUCUAUUCGAAGAAGUUAUUGAAACACAGAAUGGUGCCAUGUAACAAGGACAUAAGCAUACAUCUGGAUGGCUUCGAGGUCCCUUACAUCAUGGACUAUUUGAGCAGGAAGAUUCUUCUGAAGGCUGACACAAAAUUCCUCUUCCGCGAGUCCGGACGGCAGAGUCGACAGAAGCCAAUCAGAGAAUACUUCACCCAUAAGGGAGCGAUUCUCUCGGAAGACGCUGAGGACAUCCACGAGUACUGCGCUCUCUACAAACGUUGGAUGCGGACCCUAUCCGAUCCAUGGAUCCCGGUCGACAUUCAAAAAAUCAUCAUCAGACGAAUUCUGCAAGUUGGACCGGAACUUCGCUCCUUCCAUCUGAAGGGUAUGGCUGAGCUGCUUGUCAGCGGAGGCCUGACCCAGUCUUUAGUGUGUCUGAUACAUUGUAUUUUUUCCUCCAACAAAUUGUCCAUCUCCACGAAGAAAACGCGAUGAACGCUGAUGCUCUCGCCGGAAUUUUCACCAUCGUUCUCUUUAAGGAAGAAGUAGACACGACCUCUCACAACCAUACAUUCACGUCCCUCGAGCCAAUCCUCACCGGACUCGGUGUAUUCCUGGAAUACCUUUUCUCGGGCUUGGCGAAUUCCAUUCUGGAAGAGGCUUUGCAAGAUUCCGACCUCAACAAGAAGAAGAUCUCCAGAACGAGAUCGGGUAGUAGUAGCAGAACGGUCACCAGGACCCAGUCCGCACCGACACGAUCGAAUUCAAGACCCGUGACGACGGCGAAUGAGCCAAUUCUGCUCGAGUGGCGCACCGCGGCCUUCGACAGUCUAGCGGAAGAAUACGAUGAACUGCUUUAAUCACUUUCCUGCUUUGUGAUCUAGAUCUAGGGAAGCCACCUGUGAUCGACCGGAAGCAUUACUUAUCAUGAGGGGUCGAGUUCAUCUCCUCGGUAGUUUGUCUCUCGCUUGUUCGUCAGCGUUUUCUCUCUGGCCGACACCUCAACCGAGCCUGUAAGUCAAAACAGGCUCCGAAGACGGGGCGCUGCCUGAAAGUCACCACAGGUAUGGUGCGUCAUCUGUUUUUCGACGGAUGGGUCCCGC
Galendromus occidentalis (western predatory mite) is the source of this 1292-nucleotide messenger RNA. RefSeq lists its product as uncharacterized. Gene Ontology annotation, biological process: signal transduction. Lineage: Eukaryota; Metazoa; Arthropoda; Arachnida; Mesostigmata; Phytoseiidae. The record is from RefSeq and is a predicted model, not a curated record. The transcript has 2 exons. The coding region runs from base 136 to 684 and encodes 182 amino acids.